AGCUUGGCCGUGUCUCCUCUUUGCAGGGGGCCCGAGAGACCUUUGAGAAUUACUACCGGAAGCAGAGGCGGAAGCAGGCCCGGCUGGUGCUGCAGCCCCCCUCCAACAUGCACGAAACGCUGGACGGCUAUCGGAAGUAUUUCAACCAGAUUGUGGGCUUCUUUGUCGUCGAAGACCACGUCCUGCAUACGACGCCGGGCCUGGUGGACAGAGCCUACCUGGAGGAGUUGUGGGACAUGGCCCUCUCCAAGACCAUCGCUGCCCUGCGGACUCAUUCGUCCUACUGCUCCGACCCCAACCUGGUCUUGGACCUGAAGAACCUCAUUGUGCUCUUUGCCGAUACGCUGCAGGCCUCUCCCCCUUCUUAUCAUUCUGGGGUUCUUCUGAUGCUUUUCUCAGUGAGGGAUUACCAGCAAGAUCUCCCACCCAGUGAUGAAGCUGCCGCAGGGGCCUUCAUGAAGCCACACAUGCCCGCCGGCAGCCUUGCUGCUGGAAAUCCGGGAUCAGUACAGCGAGACGCUGCUGAAGAAGUGGGCAGGAGUCUUCAGUCUGAAGACCUUCAUCUCAGCUCUACGGAGGUGGACGACAUGAUCCGGAAAUCUACCAAUCUGCUGCUGACUCGAACGCUGAGCCACUGUUUACAGAACGUCAUCAAGAGGAGGAACGUCGGCCUGACAGAGCUGGUCCAGAUUAUAAUUAACACAACACACUUGGAGAAAUCCUGCCAGUUCCUGGAGGAAUUCAUCACCAACAUUACCAAUGUCCUCCCAGAAACCGUCCACACAACGAAGCUGUAUGGAGCCACAACCUUCAAGGAUGCUCGCCAUGCCGCAGAGGAAGAGAUCUACACCAACUUGAAUCAGAAGAUAGACCAGUUCCUGCAGCUGGCGGAUUACGACUGGAUGGCUGCCGAGCCCAGUGCCGAGGCCAGUGACUACCUGGUGGACCUCAUCGCCUUUCUGCGGAGCACCUUUGCUGUCUUCACACACCUGCCAGGCAAGGUGGCCCAGACGGCCUGCAUGUCCGCCUGCAAACACUUGUCCACCUCCCUGAUGCAGCUGCUCUUGGAAGCGGAGGUGCGGCAGCUCUCGCUGGGGGCCUUGCGGCAGUUCAACCUGGACGUCGAGGAAUGUGAAGAGUUUGCCAGAUCCGGCCCAGUGCCUGGGUUCCAAGGGGACACGCUGCAGUUGGCCUUCAUCGACUUGAGACAACUCUUAGAUUUGUUCCUCGAGUGGGACUGGUCCACCUAUCUGGCCGAUUAUGGACAACCGACGUGCAAAUACCUCCGUGUGAACCCAACGACGGCGCUAAUCUUGCUGGAAAAGAUGAAGGACAGCAGUCGCAAGAACAACGUCUUUGCCCAGUUCCGGAAGAACGAGCGGGACAAGCAGAAGCUGAUUGAGGGCGUGGCCAAGCAGUUGCGCAGCCUCAUCAACAGCCACCACUCUUGA
Gekko japonicus is the source of this 1451-nucleotide messenger RNA. Its product is annotated as exocyst complex component 6B-like. Lineage: Eukaryota; Metazoa; Chordata; Lepidosauria; Squamata; Gekkonidae. The transcript is spliced from 13 exons. Gene Ontology annotation, biological process: exocytosis; intracellular protein transport; Golgi to plasma membrane transport. The annotation marks the transcript as partial. Gene Ontology annotation, cellular component: membrane; exocyst. The record is from RefSeq and is a predicted model, not a curated record.